CUUAUGCUGAUCACGGGAUGGUCAUAGCCCCGCAAUUGUUUAGUAACAAGGGAGCUAAGAAGACAGGAGGCCUAGUGGUCCAUGUUUCCUCAGACUCCCAAAUUACAAACAGUAUGGGCCAAAUAAUGGAUUGGUUUAUUGCAAUCCCGACCCGCAAAAAGGAAAGUGACUUCUCCAAUCCGCCUGGCUUCAUCCCUGAUCUCUUCGCACAACCCUUCAAUCUCAAGAUCGGAGCGCAUUUCACGCGUCAAUUUUUUAAGGAGCAAAAAGGAAAUCCAUCUCCACCUUUACCAUCGAAGCUCUAGUCUUCCAGCAAUCUCCAUUCCAAAGAGGACCGCCAUGGCUUCUGCUAUUUACGACACCCACUAGAUCCGGCAUUGUUGAACCGUCGUUGCGCGAAAACCUCUCCCUGGUGGUCCCUAAUGACAACGCCCAAGCAUGUUCUGCUCCUAGUGAAGAUUUCCGCAUCAACAUUAACUUUCAGGCAUUCCGGCAUCGGAGGUGACCAGGUCAAUACUCAUCCCGUUCGAUUAGAGUUUCCAGUGGCAUGCACCGAUUUAUACUCUUCCAUCCAAUCCAUAGCUCGAGGAAUAAUUUCUCCUUCUUCUUUCUUUUUAUGGUUCCACAAGUGGCAAUUGCGCUCAUUCCAGAUGAACCAGAGAGUUGCUACGAAGGCCUCAACCGCUUCUUCCCCUUUGUGUUAUUGGAGAACACAAAACCAUUCCUCGCAGAUAUCUUCCUCUCCCCUUAUGAAUAGGUUUUGUAGGGUUGUAGGCUACCAAACUCUUCUCACCCACCCACAGUCUUUGAAAAUGUGGAUUUGAGUUUCCUUAAGCCCGCAGAAAGGGCAUUCAUUUCCUCCUCUUCUUGUUCUAUCAUAGAUGUUUUCACCCGUAGGUGCCAGACUUGCUUCCAGUUAACUAGAACAUAUAGUUCCCCAAGGCUUUCUGUCUCCGCUUCCUUCCACUUAGCAUAGGAUGACUUAACUGUGUAAACACCCUUGUUAUCAGGACCCCAAACCCUUCUGUCUGUAGUUGGUUUUCGAGGGAUUGGUAUUUGGGAGAUUUGCUCUCUCUCUCUCUCUCUCUCUCUCUCUCUCUCUCUCUCUCUCUCUCUCUCUCUCAUGCUGGCAGAAGUAGUUGUGUAGUAGUGGAAUUUUCCAUUGUCACGUUUCAUGAUCAAUUAGAUGAGCAACAUAGGUUGGUUGAUCAAUAGAGGUUGGACUAGAAUCAAUUAUGUAGUCUUUUGCUUCAGGUAUCCAUAGAUAUUGCUUCAGGAAGUGAUGUAUUAUGACAAUUUGAGUGUAAUUUUCUUGGCCAAGGAUCAAGUCCAUCGUGAGAGGACUAAGCAUACCGAUGUGAAGUAUCAUUUAUUGAGAACAAAUAAGAGGAUUAAGGUGAAGAAGAUUGGCAUAGUGAACAAUCAUGCUGACGUGUUCACGAAGCCGGUUCCACAUGGCAAGUUCUAACACUGCUUGGACUUGCUGAAUGUUCUGAGUGGGGGAAUCCGCCCUAAGGGGCAUUAUUAAUAGUAGAGAAAAAAGGAUCACAAUACAUCAAAGAUUUCAGAAGGGAGGAUUCAAGUUAAGGUGUAGAUUUGUUGAUAUAACUUGAACUGGACCCCCAAAAGCUUCUUGGCCACCCCAGAUAACAGCCCAUCUUCUAGAGGUUUGAAAACCCGAUUUCUAUCUUUGGUUUAAGGUUUAGCACAUAUGGUCCAAGUCCACAUUUGCAUUUUAUUUUUGCCUUAGCUUGAAAAUCGUGCAAAACUCCCCUAAAAGGUAUCAAAAUGAUAAAACUAUUCAUAUAGGCUAUAAAAAGAUAGGACGAAAUAAAAAUGAAACUAACCAUAGCACAAUUUCUAAAGAUGCAUCGAUAUAGCAGAAACAUUGCUAAGAAAAGAGCAUGAAAAACACUAUUUUCAAGUGGGAACAAUGGUCAUUGAACCUAUAAAUACGUCUCCUAGAAAUCUUAGAGGAAGAGCUGAAUAAUAAUGAGUACUACUAGGCAAAAACAUCCUUCAUAAUUUGAAACCCGUAGGUGAGGAUUAGGACCGGUCGUGAGAUUUUGGAGGCCCUGUUCUGUAAACAAAAUGUGGCCCAAAUUAUUUUUCAUAAAUAUAUAAUAAAAUAGAAACGAAGUAUCAAUCAAUAAAUAAAAAUCAUUCCAUUAUUUAAUAAUAAUAUCUAUCUAAUAUGAUUUGUAAUAAAUAGUGACAAUGAUU
Messenger RNA from Linum trigynum, 2223 nucleotides. The record is from the annotation of a GenBank genome assembly. NCBI's taxonomy places the organism in Eukaryota, Viridiplantae, Streptophyta, Magnoliopsida, Malpighiales, Linaceae.